AUGAUUCUCAAAAAUGUAAAGUGUAGUGUGACAGGUAUGAUUACUGUCAGUGACUUCCCGUCUCAAAACUUAACGAACAAUGACAUAUUACAUAUUUUAACAAAAACUAAAAACCCAAAAGACAUUAAUAGAUUAUUUACAAAAAAAAAGGCCGCAAUAAUUGCGGCCAAUAAUCUUAAUAGAAUGGGAAAACAAAAUAAAAACAGUGAAAGUGAAGUGCUUGAUAAGCUUAACAUAAACCAGCUGAAAAAUGAAAUUCGUGAUUUGCAAAAAAAGAUAUUAGAACUAACAAAAAUCAAUGAAAAAUUGAGAAAUAAAAAUAACAUAAAUGAUGAAGAAACAAUGGAAACAACUUCCAACAGUGAAAACCCACAGUUAGAUCCUGAAAUCGUAGAAGACACCGAAGAUGGAUCAUGGCAAACGGUUUUAAAAAGGAAAAACAAACGAUAUAAGGUAUCAAGAAACGAAACCAUUAUUAAUAAAAUCAACCAGACCGAUAAAAUAAAAGAAAAGGAUAAUAACACCCCGAUAACAACGAACCAGAAAGAAACCAAAACUAGACGGCCCUUCAAACCGCCUCCUAUUAACAUAUUUGUUUAA
Cotesia congregata is the source of this 600-nucleotide messenger RNA. Lineage: Eukaryota; Metazoa; Arthropoda; Insecta; Hymenoptera; Braconidae. The record is from the annotation of a GenBank genome assembly.